AAAAAUGCUGAGAUUCUUCCGUAGAACGCUUGGGCGUCGGUCAAUGCGCAAACAUGCUGAGAAGGAACGACUCCGAGAAGCUCAACGAGCUGCCACACACAUUCCUGCAGCUGGAGAUUCCAAGUCCAUCAUCACGUGUCGCGUGUCCCUUCUGGAUGGUACUGAUGUUAGUGUGGACUUGCCGAAAAAAGCCAAAGGUCAAGAGCUGUUUGAUCAGAUUACAUACCACUUGGAUCUUAUUGAAAGCGACUAUUUUGGACUGAGAUUUAUGGAUUCAGCACAAGUAGCACAUUGGUUGGAUGUUACAAAGAGUAUCAAAAAGCAAGUUAAAAUUGGUUCACCCUAUUGUCUGCAUUUUCGAGUUAAGUUUUAUUCCUCGGAACCAAAUAAUCUUCGUGAAGAGCUAACCCGGUAUUUAUUUGUUCUUCAAUUAAGACAAGAUAUUCUCAGUGGAAAAUUGGAGUGUCCAUUUGAUACAGCAGUUCAGUUGGCAGCUUAUAAUCUGCAAGCUGAACUUGGUGACUGUGAUCUUGCUGAGCAUAGUCCUGAACUUGUAACUGAGUUCAGGUUCAUGCCCAUUCAGACUGAAGAGAUGGAGUUGGCUAUUUUUGAGAAAUGGAAGGAAUACAGAGGUCAGACACCAGCACAAGCUGAAACCAAUUAUCUGAAUAAAGCCAAAUGGCUAGAAAUGUAUGGGGUUGAUAUGCAUGUGGUCAAGGCUCGAGAUGGGAAUGACUAUAGUUUGGGACUAACCCCAACAGGAGUUCUUGUUUUUGAAGGAGAGACCAAAAUUGGCUUAUUUUUUUGGCCCAAGAUAACUAGAUUGGAUUUUAAGAAGACUAAAUUAACUCUGGUGGUGGUAGAAGAUGAUGAUCAGGGCAAAGAGCAGGAACACACCUUUGUCUUUAGACUGGACCAUCCAAAGGCGUGCAAGCAUUUAUGGAAAUGUGCUGUGGAGCACCAUGCCUUCUUCCGCCUCCGAGGCCCUGUGCAAAAGGGUUCUCAGCGAUCAGGAUUUAUCCGACUAGGAUCACGAUUUAGAUAUAGUGGGAAAACUGAGUAUCAGACCACCAAAACCAAUAAAGCAAGAAGAUCAACAUCCUUUGAAAGAAGGCCCAGCAAACGAUAUUCUCGACGAACUCUACAGAUGCAAGCAGGUACAGCAAAACCUGAAGAACUCAGUGUUCACAGUAAUGUUUCAACUCAAAAUAAUGGUUCUCAACAGGCUUGGGGUAUGAGAUCUACUCUGCUGGGGACUUCUUCCAUUCCCUCGGGUCCUGCGCUGGUGGAGAUCGAAAACCUUCCAAGGAGUCCUGGAACAGACCAGCAUGACAGGAAAUGCUUGCCUUCGAAUAUUGAUUUGCUAGAUAGUCCAGCCUUAUUGGAAACAACUAUUGAUGAUGUAAUUGGGGCACCUAACACUGUGGAAACAUUGCAAUCACCCGAUGAAAUUAAUGUAGCCCCCAGGCAAACCGGAUUAGAGGAACCUGAAGUUGAAGGCAGGACAUUAAAAGAUGCGCCAGAGAAGCUGAAACACCUUGAGAUAGAAAACGGUUCAUUGCCCUCCCCUCGUCCCAACAUUGAUGUUAACAUCAACAACCAGGAGGAAGUGGUGAAGCUGACUGAGAAAUGCCUUAAUAAUGCCAUUGAGAGCCCAGGAUUGAACGCCAGGCGAGUUCCUCCUGACUUGAAGAGUAACAUUUUGAAGGCUCAAGUAGAAGCAGUGCAAAAGGUUACAGGAGAAGAUAGCCUAUUGAGUCAUAAAAACUCCAGUUUUCAGGAUGCUGCCACAAACAGGGCUGUAGUAAGUGAGAAUAAUGUGCCCCUCCCUGAAGAUUCCCUUGCUCCAGCACAUACCACACCUGCAGGAAAUGGUUCUGCUCUAAAGGAUGCUACGGAUGAAUUUGAUGCCUUGCUUUUAUCUCUAACUGAGAAUCUGAUUGACAGCACAGUCACACCUCAGGUAUCUUCAACAUCCAUGAUCACGCCCCGGUGGAUUGUGCCACAGAGCAGUGUCCUUUCUAAUGGACUCGCAGGAAAUGGACCAUCCUUGAUGGGGAAGGAGGGACAUGGUAGUGGAGACACGAUCUCACUGAUCUCUCCCCCAGCACCAUUCUUGGUGGAUGCUGUGACCAGAGGCACAGCUCAGGGUGACGUGGGAGGUUCCCAAGCUCUGCUCCAACUGUGAGCGGAGAACCCAUCUUGAAGCAGAAGUGUUUACUGACAACGGAGCUCUAAGGGAUUGCCUCCUCCUCGCCUGUACCUGGAAUGCCCAGCACCCUCCCACAGUCCGCCCUGGAAUCAGUUCUGCUGAAUGUGUUGGAUUCAGGAGUUUGCCCUGUACUUGUUGGUAAAACAAGUUUGCCUAGAUUUGACUUCAGUUCCAUGAAAAAACAACUACGUGUUUUGUCUGCCUGGAAGAGUUUAAUCACACUGCGUGUUUCCUCAGAUGAGG
This is a messenger RNA of Myotis davidii, 2455 nucleotides long. It is a transcript of the gene EPB41L5, whose product is annotated as erythrocyte membrane protein band 4.1 like 5. NCBI's taxonomy places the organism in Eukaryota, Metazoa, Chordata, Mammalia, Chiroptera, Vespertilionidae. The transcript is spliced from 25 exons. Bases 5 to 2188 code for a protein of 727 amino acids. The record is from RefSeq and is a predicted model, not a curated record. Gene Ontology annotation, cellular component: cytoskeleton. Gene Ontology annotation, molecular function: cytoskeletal protein binding.